This is a messenger RNA of Penicillium roqueforti, 1443 nucleotides long. RefSeq names its product bromodomain-containing protein. NCBI's taxonomy places the organism in Eukaryota, Fungi, Ascomycota, Eurotiomycetes, Eurotiales, Aspergillaceae. Gene Ontology annotation, biological process: chromatin remodeling. Bases 1 to 1443 code for a protein of 480 amino acids. The record is from RefSeq and is a predicted model, not a curated record. Gene Ontology annotation, molecular function: protein binding. The transcript has 6 exons. Gene Ontology annotation, cellular component: RSC-type complex.
AUGAAGUUUCGUAGAACGAAACGCCGAAAGGUUUCCGAUGAUGAUCUCAUGAUUCCCGAUGAGUCCAAUCUUGCGUCGUCGCAUCUGGAUUUAGAGCCACCAGAGGAAGCAGAUCGAACCCCGGAGUCGCAGGACGAAUCCGAGGGAGAUUUUGAAGGUGACAGUCUUCAGGCUGCACAGGACAAGAUUAUGUCCGAGUUGACCCGGCUCAAGGAUUCUGAUGGCCAGGAGGUUUCUUACCCGUUCAUUGGGAAACCAGACCGGAAUCUGUACCGGGAUUACUAUGAGAUUAUUCAACAUCCCGUGUCCUUACGAAGCAUCCAAAAGAGAGUUCGCGGUACAGACAGUAGGAAGAAUUCAUCCAGAACCACCGCAUAUCCUACGUGGCAGUCCUUUGAAGAAGAGGUCAGCUAUGUAUGGCGAAAUGCUAGGGAAUACAAUGAAGACGACAGCGAUAUCUCUAUUCUCGCAGGGGUUUUGGAGAAUCACUUCCACCGACGCGUUGCCGAAGCCAAAAAGCUUGUUCCGAAUCCCCGUGAGGUAGAUGGAACCCCUGAGAUGUCUCGCAUCAGAUUAAAAGUGGGCACUGCUGUGCCCCUAAUGGCGCAGAGGUUAACCUUGAAACUGCCUGGGCAGAGCUCCGAUACACUAUCCAAAAACGAUGGGCAAUCUUCAGAUGUCACAUUUAAGGACGAAUCCCAAGGCCAUACGCAGGAUAUUCCCGGAGCUGGAUUAGCAGGUAGUAGAACUCCCCGAGGAUGGUCUCUUGGGGGGCAACUUGACAGCCCUAGGUCGAGCACUACAAACACACCAUCUGGCUCAGAGGAACAACAGAACAGUUCUAUGAGCACGCAAGGUUUACUGAGCUCGAUGACCAACGCAACCGCCCUGACGAUGUUCACUUCGCAAAAUCCCCCAAAUGCAUCUGUUGAUGCCUCUUCGAAUGUCACUCGGCAUUCAUCUUCCGCUUCAGCACGUGCUCCCUACAAGCCGCAUUUUGAUUCAUCGCCCAUGGAUUCGCUUCUGAGGCGAUCAGGCCAAGACCCAAGGAUGGCUUUGAUUCGUAACGUUCGGGUUCUUACACAUGCCUCUUUGUCGUUACAACCGGACUUCUGUCUAGAUAUACCGCCUUCGUCGCUUGUUUCUCAACAGAAUAUCACGGUCCAUCUUCCUCCGUCGCAUAGUAUACUGACGGUCAGGCUUCAUUUGGCGGCUAGUACUUCCCAACGACAAGUAAAAAUUGUUACACUCGUGGGUAUGCAGCGUCUUCAUCCAUCUGGCGAUGGAACUACACUUUCGUAUGAUAUCCAUCUGCACCCUGGCAUGACAAAGGUCGACUUGGAAGCUAUUGCUGCGCCGGCCAGAGGGGUCCCAAAGUCAGGCCCCCCUGGGUCAGAUGUUGAUUAUGAACGUGUUACUCUAUUCUUCAAUCUGCUACGUUAA